CUUUGGGAGAAAUGAAUGCUUGGCACUGUCCUCUUGCUCCACGUCUUAAACCAUCAUGAGUAGGACUCACUUAUUUAUAAAAGCAGAGGCCACCUGCUUUCUUUCCAGGAUUCGUUGCUGCGUAUCACUUAAAGCAAAAGCCAGAAAGUUCUAAAUUUGCUUGUUAAAGUUGGAGGGAAGUGGGAAGUAGAACUUGUGGAAUUGUGGGACCUGUUGCUUGGCAACUUUGAGUUCAGCUUCUGUAUUCUCUGAGCCGGCGGAGUCACAGAGUUUGCUGGGCUGGGUUGAUUAUUUCCCACUACAAAAAGGAAAUUAAUUCUGCAUGACAGAGAGGGCUCGAAAAGCUGUCCUUCAAAGUGGGCCAUGUCACACUUCUUCUACUUGACACCACAGAUUCUUCUGCCUUUCAGCCCUCUCACUUCUCAAGAGUUUGACGUGAUCAGACGGAAGGCUGCAGCAUCUUGGCAGGAUGAAGUGAGGUGGUCAGAUUUGUCGGUGACAACGUACACGGGCAGUUACAGGAAAAAGCGGCUGGACGAGUCCACAGGCGGCUGGCUCAAAGCAGGACAGCCCUGGCCUGGCCAUCGCAAGAUGGCAUUCCCAAACUGCUUUGCUGGCAGGGCUGAGCUCCACGGGACCACAGAUGCUAAAGGACUGUUACCGCAUAUAACCAGUUCCUUUAAAAAUUCAUUUAUUGUCAAGCAUGGAGUGGCACACCAAAUUCUGUCUGGGGAUUCUCCUCCAGCACCUCCACCUCCAGGUUAUGAAAGACCAUUCUGUCUGUUUACACUAGAUGUCAGACUUAAAAAGCCAGCACCGAAGAACCUGAUGAAGUACAGUCUUCUAAGGAGAGAGCUCCUGAAACAUAUCCAGCUGGCAAGAAUUAUGGAUGGGAGAACAGCUAACUCAUAAAGAAGAGGUCCUGAUGGAUAACCUCAGACCAUUCAGACCUUGGACAGAAGAAUGGGCCCCUUGGUCCACAGAGCCACACUUUAUUUACCCCGGGGCCGGCAUUAUGGGCAUUUGCUUUCUUAGUGAAUUGUAAUUACUUGCAAAAUAAACCUCAUUUUGUGUGGGA
Molecule: messenger RNA, 1078 nt
Organism: Odocoileus virginianus texanus
Lineage: Eukaryota; Metazoa; Chordata; Mammalia; Artiodactyla; Cervidae
Source: RefSeq, a predicted model, not a curated record